GUUCCCAGGAGACAGACGUGUAUUCGAGUUAACUCCACAAAACUUUCCCGUUGUAUGAUCAUGAAGACCAAAUACUCGAGGUUUUGAACGGGUUUUUGGCGAACRAUCGUGUUUAUAAAGACCUAUGCCUAUUCGAUGGCAAAUGGCAAAGGAAAAUAUGGCAUAGAUCCAAGGAUUGCUUGUAUAACUUCGCCACUUUGGAAGCAUUCUUCGGGAAGUAGUGUUGUGACUUUGAAAAUGAGACCACAAGCUUCUCCGUUUACUUCACUUGAUACUUUCAUGGCUGCUCACAGUCCACGACGAUUUUGCCAAACGAGACAAAGAUACCUUCUAARGCCUUUGGGCUUCGAUAAGCAAAUAUCAGAGUCAGGAUUCGAACCUGUGGAUGACGAAAAAGAAGCAAGACCGAAAAAUCCCAAAAGUAUUCACCACAGCAAUAGCUACAAYUUCAACAAGGUCAACAGAAAUAAYACAURUAGUCCAAGCACCUCCACGAGUGCYCAGGACAGCAGUAGCGACCAGGAACAAGGGAGCAAUCGCAUCYUACCUCUUGGGAAAUGCAAAAUUAAUGAUGAAGAAUUUGUAAAUGGAUGCGAUGGUCACUCAAAAUUUAAACCUUCUAGCACUUUCAGACCCACCCAAAGGCUUCCAUUUACUUUUAGCCGUAGUGCUUCGAUYCCAACUUCACCUAGAGAUACGACAGAUCUCAUUGCUAUAGGAACUAUAUCUUUGACUUCUCAUCGCCAGCCUGUGCCGAAGCCACAAUCAAGGUGGAAAACAAAAUCAACACUAAAUUUGAAAGGUUCUAGAUAUCCUGACCCCUUAAGUGGUGCCCCAACAACCUUCCAUGCAAGGAUGACCGAAAUGGCCCAGCUCGAACAAGAAACCAUCAAAUACGAGAAGAGCAAAAAAGUCAAGAAAAAAUCACCAACUUGAAAAAUUUAGGGAUUAUUAUUUGUUAAAUAUUUAACAUUAAUUCUUGUUCAUACACUGUAGCAUCUGUUUUGUGUAAGAUAUGUUGUAGCUUAUUGUAGAUAAAACCCCAUGUCKGAAUGGAUAUAGCAUUGAAAUGGCWUCCCAAGGAAGCCUUGUCAAUCAAGCUUGUAGAGACAAUAGUAUUGGACGACCGAAGUUCAAUAUCAAAAUAACGUUUUUGAUAAAAAUGUAAAUAGCACUUGUAAGGCUAUCUUACCAAUAAUUUGACUGGACAACAAAGUGUCAAUUUUUUUUAAA
Actinia tenebrosa (Australian red waratah sea anemone) is the source of this 1233-nucleotide messenger RNA. RefSeq lists its product as uncharacterized. NCBI's taxonomy places the organism in Eukaryota, Metazoa, Cnidaria, Anthozoa, Actiniaria, Actiniidae. The record is from RefSeq and is a predicted model, not a curated record.